GCACCACAUUCCCCACGUCCUAGCGCUUUCGUAGCGAGCACAAACCAUGCCAGAAAACACAACCGCGUAAGUCAAUAUGGCGGACGCUGACCAAAUAAGCCUCGUCGUUUCAUGGCCAUUUCAAACCUUGCUCAAAAUGAGGGCAAUGCAUGAAUGUGGUAUUCAACUGCAAUUGAUUCCUUUUGGAGUCAGCAAUCCAUCUCAAUCUAUGUAAUCGUUAUUCAUUCGAUGACCUAUAAGUUGGCAGCCGUACCCAAACGCGUCGCCCCUUAGGGCGAUUUUCGCAUACAACACUUAAGCACUUCCGCUCCGAGAAUGGCCGACGAGACUUCUCUAAACACUACAGUGAUACAAUCCUAUGACCCGCUUUGUACGACGAUAAUCGACAAAUCGUCAAGUGUGCAUCUGUACACAUUUCAUGCUCAAAACAACUCUUGGGUGAAAACAAAAAUUGGAGGAGUACUCUUUUUAUACAAAAGAUCCAAGUUGCCCUUUCAUUCUUUUAUGAUUUUGAAUCGAAAGAGUCCCAACGUUAACCAGAUGGAAUUUAUCAACUCGUCCUUGCAAAUCCAGUUGCAUUCCCCAUUCAUGCUGUACAAAACGAGCACUGGUAUAUUUUCAUUGUGGUUUUUCUCACCGGAGGAUUGCUUACGCAUCUCUGAACGCAUUGGCCACUUACCUUCUUCGUCCUUGGUGCGCCUGGUGGACUAAAACCACAGUAGUCAGUUGAUGUUGUGAGGUGGUAUGAUGAAGCCAUCCGAACAACUGCAUCGGAUUUAUCACCCUCGUCAUACAUGCGGGCUUUGGAAUUGUCAACAUCCGGGGUUAGAAAUCUCAUGCGAAAUGGAUGAAUUGGUAUCAGCAUUACUGGGCGCCUGAUACUUAUGCUUCUCUGUCAUGCAAUCGCUAGCGGUUGUGCGCAUACUGGGUUGCUGCUAGCGUUCCAAUAUCCAG
Dicrocoelium dendriticum is the source of this 954-nucleotide messenger RNA. Lineage: Eukaryota; Metazoa; Platyhelminthes; Trematoda; Plagiorchiida; Dicrocoeliidae. The record is from the annotation of a GenBank genome assembly.